Messenger RNA from Rubroshorea leprosula, 1374 nucleotides. The record is from the annotation of a GenBank genome assembly. Lineage: Eukaryota; Viridiplantae; Streptophyta; Magnoliopsida; Malvales; Dipterocarpaceae.
CUUCCUUCUCCCGCGUCUCAGAAAAUGGUAGCAAUAGAAACAGUGGCCAUCUCAAUUUUCUCACAUCACCGUUGUUCUUCCUCUGAAACUCGUUCAUGUCGCAAACCACCCUCCUCCUCCGUGAAAUUCUACAAACCCAAUUCCAUUUCUGCCCUCAUCCACAAUUUCCCUGCCCUUUCUCUCAACUGCGCCGCCAGAAAGCUCGGUUUUUUGCUGUGCUCCACAGCGCAGGAGGUGGCUGCAGAAACAGAACCGGAGAAAACCCAGAUCCCAAAUGUAAAGAGAAAGGUUUUCGUGUUGAAUUUGCCAUGGUCUUUCUCUGUUGCUGAUAUCAAGAGCAUGUUCGGCCAAUGUGGAACUGUAACAGAUGUUGAGAUUAUUAAGCAAAAGAACGGGAAGAGUAGGGGCUUUGCGUUCAUUACAAUGGCUUCUGGGGAAGAAGCUCAGGCUGUUAUUGAUAAGUUUGAUUCUCAGGACGUAUCGGGAAGAAUCAUUAAGGUAGAAUUUGCAAAAAGAUUGAGGAAACCUUCCCCCCAACCACCUUCAGGUGUCCGCCCUGGUGAGGCAAUCCACAAACUGUAUGUUUCCAAUCUAGCUUGGAAAGCAAGGUCGAGUCAUCUCAGAGAAUUUUUCUCAGCCAACUUUAGCCCUGUUUCAGCCAGGGUUGUUUUUGAGGCUUCAGGAAGAGGAAAGGCUGCUGGCUAUGGCUUUGUAUCCUUUGCCACAAAGGAGGAAGCUGAGGCUGCUAUUUCUGCUCUAGAUGGGAAGGAAUUGAUGGGCCGACCAAUCCAUUUAAAAUUCAGUGAAACGAAAGAUGGUGAAUCUGGUGUUAGCAAAGAGGAAAAAGAGGAUAUUUCUGAUAUUCAAUCUGAAGCAUUGUAGACCUCCGGUUUUUAUCCCACCUAUAUGAGGCAGAAGCUUAUUUUGAUGUCACCCAGUCCCUUGGUCUGUACAUUUCUGCUUUGUUUUACAAACCCCCUAGCUGAACGAAUACAUUUUUUUUUUCUUACAAAAUUCAAAUAUAAUUUUUUUAUAGGACUAUUACAAGUCUUCUGUCUAUUGUCUAAACAGAGGGAUUAUUUUGUGGGAAGGUGUUCCACCACAACAUUUUGACUCUAUGCUUUUGAGUUUCUUUCUUGGAAACCUAUUUAGUUAGAAAUAAAUGACAUUUUGGUGCUAACCCCAACAACAAUAUAACUAACUGGUAUCCAGAAUAAUGGUAGAUCCAAUGUACAAAAACUGCAUUUCCUGAUGCUUCCCCUAGAGUUUGGUUUAACCUUCUGUUUCACCUUUGUUGUUUUGCUGUUGGGAAUCAUUUUAUCGCUCAAUCAAAAUUUAAAAAAAAAAAAAAAAAAAUAAAUGCCAUCAUUUAUU